AUGGAAGAAGCAAAGACACUCAUCCGGACGACCGUCCGCACGUUCUUCAACCACCCCAAACAAAUCCUCAUCGUGGACGCUAUCAUGCUUCACUCGGUCUUACACAUGGACGACCUCGCCGUUUUGGUGUCAGCCCAACCGAAAGACAUCCGAAGUCUAAUGAACCCACUCCGCGCGGCUCGCCUUGUUUCUACGCAAUCGCGCAUGGAACUCCGGAUCGGGUCUCAACGAGGCAGUCCUCGAGAGUACUACUAUUGCCCCUUCCACCCUGCCAUCGAUGCCAUUAAAUACCGCAUUGCUAAACUGCGGAAGAAGGUGGAAGCGCUGUACCAACAAGACGAAACGAAGCGGAAAGAUUGGAGGUGUCCUCGCUGCAAAGCGGAGUACGAAGAGCUCGAAAUCCUCGACAAGAUCGGCGACGAAGGGUUCUACUGCGACCGAUGCGGAGCCACAUUGGUGCAAAACGAACGGGCCGCGCAGGACCGCGGCAACCACGAGAAGAUUCGUCGAUUGAACGACCAACUCAAGAAGUUUGACGACAUGAUUCUCAAAAUCGAUAGGAAGGAUGUCCCGCAGAACGACUUUGAGUCCGCCUGGGAGAGGAAGAAAGAAGUACCGAGGGAACGGGGCGGGAAGGCCGAAAACCAAUAUGUGGCUUUGGAGCGGGCGGACAAGAACCAGAAGCGCGGGCCGGAGAUGGUCAAAGUCGAGAAUUUGGCGGUCAACUUGACUAGUGGUGCGGAAGCAGAUCGGGAAGAAGCAGAGCGCAAGGAGGAACGGAGACGUCUACUUGCGAAACAGAAUCAGCUACCUGUAUGGCAUACCAGCAUAAUCGGAGCCGCCAACGGUGGAUCAACUGGUGCUGCCUCCGGAGUCAAACUCGAACCUGAUCCUGCGUCAGUUCCGGUUGACAGCGGUGUAACAUUAAUCCCUAAGAAGGAAGAAGACUUGGACGACGAGAAGAAGCCGGAACUUGCAGGUUUGGCCGGCAACACGCUACAGGACGAAGUAGCCGCUUACAUGGCGGAAAUGGAACGAGAACGCGAAGCGGCGGCCAUGCGGGCAAAGGAGGAAGACGACGAGGAAGAAGACGAAGACCUCGAGUUCGAGGAUGUCGUCGACCUGGGCGGUGGUGGGACUAGCAAUGUCGGCACGCCCAGCAGUUCGCUGCCUCAACCUGUCGAGGCCAAACCUGCGGUGGUCAACGGGAUCAAGCGCGACCUGGACGAGGAUGGUGUACCCAGCAGUGAAGCCAAUACCCCUGCCAGUUUUGUUGAUCAUCGGGAUACCAAGAGAGUCAAACUUGAAAACGGCAAUGCAACUGCUACGAAUGGCGACAUCAAGGUUGAAGGAAAUACUUCGUCGGCUGGACUGGAUAAUGGUGGUGCGGGAGCCGUGGCUGAUGGCGACCAGGAUUCCGAGGAGGACGAGGAUUUUGAAGACGCCAUCUGA
Exophiala dermatitidis NIH/UT8656 is the source of this 1452-nucleotide messenger RNA. Its product is annotated as transcription initiation factor TFIIE alpha subunit. The coding region runs from base 1 to 1452 and encodes 483 amino acids. The transcript has a single exon. Gene Ontology annotation, cellular component: transcription factor TFIIE complex. Lineage: Eukaryota; Fungi; Ascomycota; Eurotiomycetes; Chaetothyriales; Herpotrichiellaceae. Gene Ontology annotation, biological process: transcription initiation at RNA polymerase II promoter; transcription open complex formation at RNA polymerase II promoter. The record is from RefSeq and is a predicted model, not a curated record.